This is a messenger RNA of Thunnus maccoyii (southern bluefin tuna), 2199 nucleotides long. RefSeq names its product pentatricopeptide repeat domain 3 (gene ptcd3). Gene Ontology annotation, molecular function: protein binding; ribosomal small subunit binding; rRNA binding. The record is from RefSeq and is a predicted model, not a curated record. NCBI's taxonomy places the organism in Eukaryota, Metazoa, Chordata, Actinopteri, Scombriformes, Scombridae. The transcript has 23 exons. Bases 7 to 2055 code for a protein of 682 amino acids. Gene Ontology annotation, biological process: mitochondrial translation. Gene Ontology annotation, cellular component: mitochondrion.
GUCCAAAUGGUUUCUUCCUCCCAGAAGCCUUCAGUUUGUAGCAACAUGGCGGCUGCAGGGAGGCACGGAGGGCAUUACAUCCAGAAAAACAGUCGGUUUCUGCUUAAUAACAUCCAGCAGUUGUGGGGUCACAGGAGUUUUGGUUGGACUCCAGCUCUGCGACAACAAGCUGAAGAAGCUAUUAAAGAAUCUACAGAGACUAUUGUCAUCCCCAGGAAGAAAACAUGGAGCAAGGAGGCGGUGCUGGAGGCUCUGGCUUCCACUGUCAGCAGGGAUCCUACAGCUUAUCCCUACCAGUUCCAGGAUGAUCCUUACCUCUCUCCCAGGACCUCUGCUGAGUUUAAGCUGUACUCUCUCUCUCAGGAGUCUGGCAGAUCUGCAGCCAAAUACUUUGUCAACAACAACCCCAGGUUCUUCACUAAAGACUUUGCAGAACCACAUAUACCAUGUCUGAUGCCAGACACUGUAUCGCUGCUUCUUGAGGAGGUGAGCGAGGAGGCGCUGAAGGAACGAAUCAGCUUGAGGAAAGUUACAGCUGCAGUUGACAUGUACGAUCAACUGCUGCAAGCUGGCACAGCAGUCUCCAUGGAAACAUCCCAUGACCUGCUGGACCUGAUCUGUCUCUAUUGUGACAGAGACCCUGUCCAGGAAGGGGAACCACAGACGGAGGACACGGAGGAGUCGGGAGAGGAGGUGAAGAGGAGGAGAGGGAGGGUUCGUCGGGCAACAGACUUUCUUAAGUCCACCUGGAAAGAAAACAACAACGCAGAGAGAAUCUUCAGCCUGCUGCCGGAGAGAGAUACACGAUGUUACUCCGCUCUGAUCAGAGGCAUGGUGAAGCAUGGAGCCUAUGCGAAGGCCUUCAGCACGUACACAGACAUGCUUAACAACAGACUGACAGCCGACGUCCACAUCUUCAACGCUCUGAUCUCAGCAGCUCCAGAAGUCCGAGAUACAUACAACGAGAAAUGGGACCUCAUCACUGAGUUGUUAACCCAGAUGAGUCAACAGAAAGUUCAGCCCAACCUGCUGACCUUUAACAGUGUUCUGAAAGCCCUGAGACGCUGUGGCUCUUUGGCCAAAACACAAACUCUACACACUCUGAGUGAGAUGAAGGCUCUGGGGAUAGCUCCCAGCCUGGCCUCCUAUAACCACAUCCUGGCGGUCUUUUACAAAGCAGCCUCGUCUGGUCAGAGCAACGCUGACGUUUUACAGGAAGUGAUGGCGGAGCUGGCAGGAACCAGCUUCACCUGCCAGGACCCCGAUGACGUUCUGUUCUUCUGUAGCGCCAUGAGAAUAUGUCUGGACAGUAAGGAUUUAGAGCUGGGUUAUAAAGUGCAGAGUCUAGUGGAAGUAGGGGACAACUGGAGGAUGCUGGGAGAUUCCUACCAACAGAGUAUAUACUAUGGUCGCUUCUUCAACCUUUUGUGUAUGAUGGAGCACAUUGACAUGGUGUUAAAGUGGUACAGGAAGCUCAUUCCCUCGUUGUACUACCCAAACUCUCAGGGAGUGAGAGACCUGCUGCGGGCUCUGGACACAGACAGUCGUCUGGACCUGCUGCCCAGUGUGUGGAAAGAUAUUCGGUCCUUGGGUCAUGAUAAUAAGCCAGAUCUGAUCGAGGAGCUGCUCACCCUGAUGGCCAGAGACAAACACAGUCCUGAGGUUCAGGAGUCUUUCGCAGUGUGCGCUCUGGAUGUAAAGAGUGCGUAUGAAGUCAACAGAAUGAGGCCCGGUCUGGAGUGGAGCGCCUCCUCCCUCUCACACAUCACCUCCCUGCUGCUGCGAGCCAACAAGAUCCAACAGGCCUGGGAGAUGCUGCAGCUCUUCAAAACAAAUAACAGAGUUCCUUUUGACGAGCUGUUGGAGGACUUCCUGUCAGCGUGUCGCAGCGAUGGCUCUCCCCAGAGAGCCGUGGAGCUGGUUCAGCUGUCCGCCUCCUUCUGUCUGCGGGCAACGCCGAGACUGGCAACGCGAGCGCUGGCUGAGUUCGAUCUGACCGAGGAGCAAAGAACCAUCUUAUCUGAGCUGGAGUCUGCAGGAGAGCCCGCUGAAUGAACCAGACACCGGGAACCACAGCAAGAUCUCUCUUAGCUAAAAAUAAAAUCCAUUAAUACAAAAACGUGACAAAUCUGUGGAGAGAGUGUACCUGUUUCUAUAUCUGUGUAAUAAAGUAUAUGUGACAAACACAAUAUAAACCUC